CGAUCACAGACCUUUAUUCUGCUUGUGUACGCGAAGAUUUGGACACUGUCGCUUUUGCACAAUCCCAUUGACACAACCACAGUCUGUGGCGGCGAGAACUCGUUCACUGUCCCCCCAGUGCGCCGCCUCGUAUGCAGCAGCAACGCAUCCCCAGAAGUCGACUCCAAGAGAGAACAGAGUAACAGCAGUGCGGCAGAAGUGGAUCCGAAGCGACGUCAAAUUGACAGUGAAGAAAAGCCAUCUACGAACCUGAUGAUGGCAGUUCCAGCACCAACAGCAGUCAUCCCAGAACCGACUCCACUUGAGUUGGGUGCCAUCUAUUCAAUCAACCAGACGAUCGAUCUUCUCGACUGGGACCUCGUGGACAAGCAGCUCCAAAAGGGAAAGGCGUACUUCUUGCGAGAUGCGACCCUAAUUGAAUGGGAAGCGUAUGUGACGACCGAAGACCAGCAGCUCAAGUCCAAAAACAUGGAAUGGAUCGAUGGGACGCUUUUCAUCGUGGAACUGCCGUCUCGACCCCAUGAAGGAUAUAUCGCCCGACUGAUUAUUGCGGUUAAUGCUGCCACCCACACUGGAUUGCGCUUUUUGGACAUUGCUGGAGCCGCGUACCAGACCAACAUCCGCCGCCUCGAGCCAGAUGUGUGUCUUAUGCCUCGUCGAGUCCUUGGGCAAUCCCCCUACAACGUCCAGCUGCCGCCGGGUGUCAAUUGGAAUGAUUUCCACACUGUCAAGUUCGAAGUGGGUUGGUUCCAAUCGUGGGCGGAACUGGAUUGGAAGGCCAACCAGUGGGCGACUGUUGUGAAUGUGGUGUACAUCGUCUGCAUUCAACUGGACUAUCCGACGUUGGCCCAUUGCUCGUACAAAGUGCACCGCGCCGUACACCAUGGGGUCGCGUUGCCUUCCAUGGUUCCAAUCCCGAUUGCCCCCGACACUGCUGUCGUGCACUUGGAUUCACUCUCUGUUCUACACCUUCCUGCACCCAGUCCGUUGCCUCCGAAUUUCCCACCUCAAUUGGACAUUGACCUAUUGGUCCCACUCGAGGACCUGCGUGCUGAUUUCUAACCACCCGACCCCGACGCUAUCUACUAGUGUGCAUCAGACUGUUGAUUCCUUGGCGUAACGUCAUGCAAAGACAAUCAUAUUUAAGCGAUACUCGUUCAUGU
Molecule: messenger RNA, 1163 nt
Organism: Aphanomyces astaci
Lineage: Eukaryota; Oomycota; Saprolegniomycetes; Saprolegniales; Verrucalvaceae
Exons: 1
Coding region: 253-1062 (269 amino acids)
Source: RefSeq, a predicted model, not a curated record